GAGUGACAGUGCUGUCUCUCUAGGCAUCGCUAAAGUGGUGUAUCUUCCACUACCUCACAAAGUAUACGUAGCGAUGGAACAAUCACAGGUGUUGUGUGUGGACAAGGGUGACUUUGUCUAAUGGACCCUAACCUAUUCGGACAUAUAUAACGGUUCAGCCGUCCACAAUCGCCCUCUCACUACGACCUCAAUGUUUCAACAUGGAUUUUGAUGUAGUUAGAUUGACGUAACUUCCUAUCCUCGAUGUAACGGUGGGUCGGGAUGUGGGAAAUGUCCCCCACACGAUUGCCAUCGCUGUGUGCAUGUAAGGAUGGCUAUUACGAAUGUCGGAGGGGGAGAUUUGACACUGUUUCGGAGAGACGUACACUUGUUUAUGAAUGGGGCCAUAUACACUGCUACAAGGAAUAUAAUGAUAAAAUAAUUAAUGAUACGACCUUCAAUGUUUUUCCAGACAUUUCUCAACGGUAUCAGGACACGAGGAAAUUAACUUGAAAGGAUGUCCUGGUUCCAAGCAUUUCGGGGCGAGUAUGGAUUCACGUACUAUGGAGAGAAAAGGACAGCCGUUACCACAGACGUGUCUCUUGCUGCAGUUAUAUACGCAUGCGCACUCAUUUCUUUGGCAACCCUGAUUGCUGCUGCUGGAAUUCGCGGGAAAGAACGUUGGUAUACCCUCCUACGAGUGCUGUACAGCUUGGCCGUCGGUUCUACCAUUAUACUGUCCAUAUUUGGGUAUUGUUGGAUGGAAGGUAGCAGCAAGGUGAAGGCUCCUUACAUAUACAGAUCAGGGGCCAAGAUUGAGGGUGAAGUCGGCGUGAUCAUCGGUCUGCGGAAGAUCAAUAUCACUUUGAAAGGAAUGUUUGAAUCUGGUGGUGGAGAAGUAUCCUACAACGAGGAGAUCAAAUUGGACGGAGUAACUGUUCCUAAUUGGGAAUUAAAAGAAUGUCUGACGAGAGGUCUACCAGAUCCAGUGGUUGCUAUAGUCGAGUAUCUGGCGACUGAUCAAGGAGGUCUACGGUGGGGGCGUGGCUUCACAAUGGCUGGCUAUAUCGCGCAUAUCCUUUUAUGGACCUCCUUUUCGUUUUGGUUUCUGGCUAACAUACUGCUGUGCAGUGUGGUUUUCUACGGAGCGGCGCUGUAUACCCUGACGGGAAUAUGCAUGAUUUUGUCUAAUAUUUCAUAUCACGUGCUGCAACCAACCAGAGAUAUGCGCAUGCUCUGUUCAGACAGUGACUUCACUAUCAAGUAUGGCAUCUGUUUCUGGGCCGUUUUUGCCGUUGGUGUGAUAACCACGGUGGUCGGACUCGGGAUGAUACUUAUGGACUAUUUAAAUCCAAAGUUGCUUGCCACAUUUUUUAUGAUUGACAGCCAGUGUGGCGAUGACCAGACUGAUGCGUCGCUUCUUAAUCAAACGAAAUCGUCCCUCAUUUACAAAUAUACAUCAGUACCAAAAAAACAUGAGACGUCAUUAUUCUCUCCCGGAUAUCGGAGUAACUAACAAAAGUUUCGACUUCGGCGAGCUGAAGAAAUCAAAUCCGGUUUUCGAGGAAAAAGAGGAAAAUGAAGCUCUGGAAAAUGACAGCCAUUCAAAUAACAAAUCAGAAAGGACGAAAAACAACAAUAACUCAAAGUUUCAUAUCGGAGAAGAUCAAAUUGUGAUUGAGGAUGAAACAAAUAGACAUAACAAUCUUACGAUACCAGGCCCGACGGAGAGAAAUGUGGUGUCCUCGGCGCUGUAAUAAUCUUACUGUACCGGGCCCGACGGAGAGAAAUGUGGUGUCCUCGGCGCUGUAAUAAUCUUACUGUACCGGGCCUUACGGAGAGAAGUGUGGUGUCGUCGGCGCUGUAAUAAUCUUACUGUACCGGGCCCGACGGAGAGAAAUGUGGUGUCCUAGGCGCUGUAAUAAUCUUACUGUACCGGGCCUUACGGAGAGAAGUGUGGUGUCGUCGGCGCGGGAUGAAAGGCCACCAAAUAGUGCUAUACAGACUAAAACACUAUGUUUCGGGGUGUUUUGAUGAAAAAGGACAUCAUAAUCCACACAGUAGAAUAAUAAACCAUUGUGCAGAUUUCACCCUCUCUCUCCAGAAAUACAGACAAUGGGUGACUCCAAACUACAACUAACUCGAAAAUCCAAAAGUGCUUCAGAAUGUAUGGUGUUUGUAUGCGAUAAGUGAGUGAAUGCAAGAGAAUGAAUUUUAAUUUUCUCUAUAAAAAGAAAAGGAAACUUUUUGAGAGACUGCUAGCAUUUCAGAACAAUGUAAUUUUCGAAAAAAAAGGUUUCGGAAUGUUCGAUUGUUGGAGUUUUUCACUACAUAUAUAUUCCAAUCUUAUCAGUGAAUCUUAUAAUUUCGAUUAUCUAUGUCGAUUUUGAAAACUACAAAACAUCACAAAUUUGAUAUUUGAAUGAGUGUGUGUGUUUGUUAUCCAGAUGUAAUCAAUGGAUGUGUGUGUUAUUACACAGGGUGUAGUCAUGAUGUAAUCCAUGGAUGUGUGUGUUAUCACACAGGGUGUAGUCAUGAUGUAAUCCAUGGAUGUGUGUGUUAUCACACAGGAUGUAGUCAUAAUGUAAUCCAUGGAUGAGUGUGUUAUCACACAGGAUGUAGUCAUAAUGUAAUCCAUGGAUGUGUGUGUUAUUACACAGGAUGUAGUCAUGAUGCAAUCCAUGGCUGUGUGUGUUAUCACACAGGGUGUAGUCAUAAUGUAAUCCAUGGAUGUGUGUGUUAUCACACAGAGUGUAGUCAUAAUGUAAUCCAUGGAUGUGUGUGUUAUCACACAGGGUGUAGUCAUGAUGCAAUCCAUGGCUGUGUGUGUUAUCACACAGGGUGUAGUCAUAAUAUAAUCCAUGGAUGUGUGUGUUAUUACACAGGAUGUAGUCAUAAUGUAAUCCAUGGAUGUGUGUGUUAUCACACAGGGUGUAGCCAUAAUGUAAUCCAUGGAUGGGUGUGUUAUCACACAGGGCCUAGUCAUGAUGUAAUCCAUGGAUGUGUGUGUUAUCACACAGGGUGUAGUAAUGAUCUAAUCCAUGGAUGUAUGUGUUAUCACACAGGGUGUAGUAAUGAUCUAAUCCAUGG
Molecule: messenger RNA, 3069 nt
Organism: Pecten maximus
Lineage: Eukaryota; Metazoa; Mollusca; Bivalvia; Pectinida; Pectinidae
Product: dual oxidase maturation factor 1-like
Exons: 9
Coding region: 497-1495 (332 amino acids)
Biological process (GO): protein transport
Cellular component (GO): endoplasmic reticulum membrane
Source: RefSeq, a predicted model, not a curated record